CUUGUCCAUGCAGAGUUACAUCAGGAAAGGAGACCAAAAGAAUCACAUGUAAACAACUAAAGAGAUCAAGAUAUAGUCUUGUACUGUAAUUAUGUAUACAAGUGUGUGAGUGUGUGUCAGAUUUGGAAGUGUUUCUUUUUCAUCAUGGGUCUGAAAAACAGGAGAUUCUCCCUGGACAGCGCUGUAAGUCUGGAUGGAGGACUCAGUGCAAGACGAGGCAGCAGGUUUCCUAUUAAGAAAUCCAAACAGAGCCAGUCUCUGGAUGACGCCCGGCAGGAGAUCCAGGAGCUAAAUCAGAGCCUCAACAUGUCCCUCAGGGAGCAGACCAUAACGGAAGAGAAUCCUGAGCGAUCAGAUGGGUCUAUCAACAGACAAAGCUUCUCAAAGCGCAAUAAAAGCUUCCACAAGCUGUUUCCAGAGAUUCCUGAGGAGGAGAACCUGACACACACGUUCACCUGUGCCUUGCAGAAAGAGGUGCUUUAUCAUGGAAAACUCUUUGUUUCCGAGAACCACGUGUGUUUUCAUUCCUCCGUGCUGCUCAAAGACACCAAGGUGGUGAUUCCUCUUUCCAGCGUGAGGGAGGUGAAGAAACAUAACUCGGCGCUGUCGGUGCUGUCUAUUCACUCUGCUGAUGGAGAGAAGUAUUCGUUUGUGUCUCUGAGGAACCGUGAGAUGUGCUGCAAACUCCUCCACAGCAUCUGUUUACUUGCACAGGAGGAGAGUGCAAACAGCAGCCCUCAUCCCUCCUCUGCGGAGAACGAAGCUGAUCAAGAUGUGGCGUCCAGUUUUUCCAGCCUGGAGGACUGUGGAGAUCACGAUUUCAGCAACAUCGAUAUUGACAGCAGCUUUCCUCAAAUGUCCAGUGAAGGUCCAUCAAGAAGCAAUUCCACUCGCCACAGCAGCUUAAUAGAUGAAGACUGCAAAGAUGGAUCGUGGAUUUGGGGGGUAACUGACAGAGUCACGCCAUUUUUCUUCUUCAAAGAAAGCAGGGAUCUCAGCUUUUACGUCUACAUCUUCAUCCUGCUACUUGUGUUACUCCUGUUGGCGUCUGGGUACAUCGGGCUAAGGAUCAUAGCCCUGGAGGAGCAGCUGAACUCUAUGGGAGCCCUGAACGAUUUGUCUUCUUACCACAGAGAGUACCAAGAGAAUUAACCAGAGGCUCUACGCCUCUGUUAAGAUCCUUCUGUGCACUGAUCCAUAGCUAGACAUGCUCCAUCCAGACAACAAGUCUCUGUCCAUCCAACAUACGUCUGCCAGUGAAAGGUUUUGACCAAACAAAUUUCCAAUAUUGCACACAGCAAGUCCCCUCACAGUAUAAAAUGAAACCUCUGUGUCAGCACGAUGUUCUACAGAGAAUGCAGGUCAGCAUGAAGAUGCUUUUGGGAUGUCAGAACCAGGCCACACGUGGUGAACUACAUGGAUGAGUGAUUGUGCUGGCAGAGACUCAUCAGGACGAUAUUUUCUGUUUGGAGCACAUGGAUUCUCUGCUGACUGAUCAAAAAGUGCAGGGAGGCUCUCCUGCACAGAGCCAUAUGGAGGCAGCCUGCUGGAGCCAUGUUUAUUUCCUGGCCGGUGAACAGCUGAGCUCAGCUAGCAGAAGUUGCUGGCGUCUUGGCUGUCAUUUUCUUGGACCAGCACAGUCUGCAACAGUGAGGACAUGCUGGAGUCGAUCUUAACGAGAUUAUAACAGAAGCACUUUGUCUUUGAUUUUAAAUUAUUUUUAUAUAUUUAAGGGUUUACAUUGUGUAAGGUGACUGCUGGAAUGUGGGUGCAUCGCUUUAGAAAAAGACUGUUAAUGACAAUAAUCAGCCAGCAGAGGGCAGCAACUCCUAUUAAAUUCAAGGCAGGGUUUGGUUCAACUGCACUCAACUGUACAUGCACAAAAAAUUCAGGGACUGAGGUUGCUUUAGCAUAAAAAUGUUACAUAACUGUUACUGCUGCUGACCUUUUGCCCUAAAAAUAAAUAUUGGAGAAUGCAUUACAUUCAGGGUUUGUGCAUAUUUUUGGCCAACAUUUUUCAUUAAACCAAUUUUUAUGAUCAAAUUUAGGACAGUUUGUUUAAAAAUGAGUGUUGUGAUAUGCCAGUAUUGAAGGUAAAUGUGAUAUUAUUGUACAUAAUCCAGCACCGGUAACAUUGACACUGCAACACAGGAAUGAAUAAUACAGUUACACAUUCUCUGUUCACCUCCUAACAGUGGUAUUUUCAGUGCGAUUCAGUGAACAAAAAAAGAGACAAAACACACAAUAAACAAAGUUAAUAAUGAA
Amphiprion ocellaris (clown anemonefish) is the source of this 2265-nucleotide messenger RNA. Its product is annotated as GRAM domain-containing protein 2B-like. The record is from RefSeq and is a predicted model, not a curated record. Bases 145 to 1152 code for a protein of 335 amino acids. NCBI's taxonomy places the organism in Eukaryota, Metazoa, Chordata, Actinopteri, Pomacentridae. The transcript has 13 exons.